GAAUUUCCAAUUAGAUCAACCACGAUAUGGAGAAUAACCAUGCCACCUACACGACCAUCUAGAAAGGCCAAGGAACGGCAUGCAUUGGUACGUCCUGGUAGGAGACAAAGAGCAACAAACAUCAGCGAAGAUAUUGAGGAACAGGUGACGAUUGUGGGGAAUUCGCCUAACCAAGACACAGCAUCAGCCUCCAGUGCCUUAAUAGCACUGCCACCAUCACCAGCCAUUCCUGGGGUGUCAAAAUUGGCUGCUGAAAUGCUUAGACAGAUGAAGGCAGAUGGACUGAUAAUGAGGUCAGCAAAUCUGAUGGGGCCAACUGUGCCCGUACCUGCCACAUCUACUGCCCCUCAAACCCAUACAACGCCUAAAGCCACCAUGAGGCAUUCCUCCACAGCAAGGGAAGGUCUUACCUCAGUGGAACGGGCAGAACAGGUCGGAGUAGCCAUCUCUGAUGUAAACUCCAGCACAUUUGCCACAGAAGCCAUCAGUUCCCUGACAGGUACACCAGCUCUAAAUAGCAACAAUUUUUCAAUGAACUCGAUCUCCCGCCCUCUUGAUGUGAAUGUUGAUAUACGUUUAAAACAAAAAAUUUGGGCUGAGCAAUUUGUUGAGUUUGGGGCCUUAGUUCAGGUUAAGCAUAAUGAGACUUAUGAGCUCACUAUGGAGGCAAAUAAUUUGGCUUUGGUCCCAAAAUCACGCCCAGUCCCUAUUCGAACAAUGGAUCAAUGGAAUGCAGCAUUCCAAGUUUUUGUUACAAUAGUGGUACAAGGUAAGCCGGAAUUGGCAGCUCCUUUAAUGAAAUAUGCACAUAUUGUGCAACAUAUUGCUAAGAAGGCGGGAGAUCAAGCAGCUAUUGUGUAUGAUAGCAACUUUAGAAAGUGGAGACAGGCAAACCCUCAUCUAUUACCAUAUGAGCAGGCUAAUACUGAGUUGUAUUUAGAGGCAAUGACUUCACAGGCAGCUUUUGGGGCUCGAUCCAACAAGGGGUACACAAAAAGCCAGAAUCAGUCUCAGUCGGGGUCCUCAACGCAACAGCAUAAGGUCUGUUAUGCCUUUCAGAAGAAAGGCUCAUGUAAUAGAGCCAAUUGCUGGUUUAAACAUGCAUGUAGGGACUGUGGAGGAAAUCAUUCCUUUCGGAAGUGUCAGCAAAACACAAACAAAGGUGACUCCACCACAUCAACCAACCAAUCACCUACCAACAGCUCUGGGGGAAAACCCAAAUCAACUCACAAUAAGUAAUAUCACACCAGUUAAAUUUGAUCGGUUAGCACUGUAUUUGCAGGGUUAUCCAAAAGAUGCGUUUCAAUUUUUAGAACAUGGAUUCGCAGAAGGGUUUGCAAUUGGGUUUCAAGGUCCCAGGAGGCAUCGGUUAAGUCAGAAUUUACAGUCAGUUAAAGAACAUCCUGACAUUUUAAGGAAAAAACUUCAAGCAGAAAUUUCGCUUAAUAGAAUUGCAGGCCCCUUUAAAGAAUUACCAUUUCCGGCCCUUCAAAUAUCUCCACUAGGUUUAGUACCUAAAAAGGAAGAAGGAGAGUUUCGACUUAUUCAUCAUUUAUCGUUUCCUUCAGGUGAGUCAAUAAACGAUGGCAUUAGGGAUGAGCAAAAAACAGUCCAAUACGAAACUUUGGAUCAUGCGAUACGGUUCAUUAAUCAGUGUGGAAAAGACGCUUUGUUGGCAAAAUCCGACCUUGAGUCAGCUUUCAGGCUAGUCCCUGUUAAUCCUAGAGAUUAUGAAUUGUUAGGUAUGUUGUUUGAAGGCCUUUAUUAUUAUGAUAGGUGCUUACCGAUGGGUUGCGCUAUAUCGUGUCAGCUAUUUGAAAAAGUAAGCUCUGCCCUACACUGGGUGAUGAAUAAUUAUUUUAAAUCUCCUAGAGUGGUACAUGUGCUAGAUGAUUUUUUGUUUAUUGGGCAACCUUCUUCGACAGAAUGUCGACAGGCGCUGGAUAGUUUUUUACUCUUAUGCCAACAGGUCGGGGUUCCAAUUAAACAAUCCAAAACAGUUCAGCCCACUACAUGUCUUACAUUUUUAGGCAUCGAACUUGAUACCCAUUUAAUGUUAGCAAGACUACCAGUGGAUAAAGUGGAUAAAAUCAGAGCCUUAUUACAGCAUUUCAUCACUAAACCUAAGGCAACACUUCAGGAAUUACAAUCUUUGAUUGGUUUAUUAAAUUUUGCAUGUAGGGUUAUCAUUCCAGGUAGAACGUUUCUACGCAGGUUAAUCAAUCUGACACUGGGUCUUUCUAAACCUCAUCAUCAUGUACGAUUAACAA
Molecule: messenger RNA, 2270 nt
Organism: Pecten maximus
Lineage: Eukaryota; Metazoa; Mollusca; Bivalvia; Pectinida; Pectinidae
Exons: 2
Coding region: 40-1239 (399 amino acids)
Molecular function (GO): metal ion binding
Source: RefSeq, a predicted model, not a curated record